Molecule: messenger RNA, 2603 nt
Organism: Suillus discolor
Lineage: Eukaryota; Fungi; Basidiomycota; Agaricomycetes; Boletales; Suillaceae
Product: fungal-specific transcription factor domain-containing protein
Exons: 8
Coding region: 368-2458 (696 amino acids)
Biological process (GO): positive regulation of transcription by RNA polymerase II
Cellular component (GO): nucleus
Molecular function (GO): transcription cis-regulatory region binding; DNA-binding transcription factor activity, RNA polymerase II-specific; zinc ion binding
Source: RefSeq, a predicted model, not a curated record
GUUUUGUGAGCUAAUGAGACGGAGGAUGUAUGGUGACCCCUCACCUCAUCGCUUCAUGUUGUGCACCGAUGCCCCAACCGACACUGGAUCCCAUAGCCCUUGCGGAGUUAAUUACUUGGAGACCAAUUCAUGAAUGAAUCCAAAUUAGUUUUGGAUUACACUCUACAUACUUCUUUAGGCCAUAAACAUCGCCGUCUUUUCGUUUGCGACAGAACCAAACAUCACGCCGUCUUUUCUUUUGCGACUGAACCAAAGUGUCCAUCACCCCAUCGGUAUUUCCUGUAGGUGGCUGUAAUCUCCUCUUAAAACAUCUUCCCCUAGUCAAAAUUAUAUUGUCUCAUCAUUACAACCCCCAAUCGUGGCGUGAAUGUCAAACCCAUACUAUAGUUCGUCAGCCAGCGGUAGUUCAUCGCCCCCGUCUGAGACGCCUUCCAACAAUACUUCUCCUGCCAACAUCUCCGCCCCCCUCUGGCCAUCCAGAUCCUCGGAUGAAGCAGAUUCCCAAAGUACACAUUCACGAGAAACUCCAAACAGAAUGCCAGUAGAUUUACCUCGUGCAAGCUUGACAGGGAGGGGGGGAUGCUGGACAUGCCGCCUCCGAAGAAAGAAAUGUGACGAACAACGAGAGGGCAACUCCUGUCAUACCUGUAAACGCUUGAGAAUAGAUUGUCUCGGGUGGGGAACAAGACGCCCAGAAUGGAUGCGCGACAAGAAAGCCGUCGAAGAUUACAAGGCUGGCAUCAAAGCUCAGCUAACACGGGCUGGCCUCAUCCGUGGUCAGCCAAAAUCCUCGAUAUUGCAAGCCAGUUCAGCGGGUCCAUCAUCUACGCCAGCUUCUUCAUCCUCCGUGUUCCCUUCGCGACAGUUUCAACCAUCUGCAAGUUCUUCGGGGUCUUCUCGAGUCAACGAUUUAGGAAUGCCAGCGUAUGUCGAUUCAUUGAGCGACCCAACCGGAAUGUCCGUUUUUGGUUCAACAUUGAACUCACCUCAGAUUAUUUCUGUCCCUCUGUACACGAGGGAUGGGAGCUUUCAGCGUUCAAACCACAAUUCCCCCUUCAGCCCUUCCGGCUCUCUUCCCUCAGACACAUCGCCCGUGGCAGAAUUGCACUUUAAUCCUGACUUCGACACCGCCACCCAAGACCUGUAUAAUUCUCCAAUGACAUCGAUACCAGACGAUGGCUUGCAAAUGGAGCACAUUUUUUAUUACUUCGAGCAUGUUCGGCAGUUGCAGUAUGCGUUUGCUGGCAAUUCUGUAGCAAAUACAACAUAUUCACUCGUAUUGAAACACCCACAGGGCUCGGUGGCAAACGCUAUUUCCGCAUUGGCAUCAUUACACUUCAGUUUGAUUCGUAUCGCCCACGGUUUCGAGGCGCCAAACCCCACCCUGGAGCACUCACCGGCAAUCCGAUUCUAUGAUAGUGCCCACCAACAACUCUACAGAAACAAGCAAACAACGCUAAGCGAGUCCGAUGCGAAUGCAGCCAUCCACAUGUUGAGCUUCUCGCUCAUGUCAGGUGGAGUAACAGAUUGGCGCCCAAUGUUGGAUAUCGCGAGCGAAUGGCUUGCAAGGACGGGGAUAACAACGAGCGAUAACCCCAAGUUGAUGAUGAUAAACAUGAAUGAGGCAUCGCGACUGGCACUGAAAGCCACGAUGUGGUGUGAUAUCAUGUCAACCUUGACCCUGAAAACGACGCCAAAGCAUCUAUCCUUCUACCGGCGACUGUUCCGCGGAGGAUCGGGUUACUGGGGUUUAACGCAGCAGGGCAUCGACGAGUCAGCCCUUCGUAUGGAUAGCUUAACUGGUUGUCCAGACGAAGUACUUCUUGGUAUCGCGGAGAUAGCAACUUUAUCAUGCUGGAAGAUGCAAGAACUUCGUAAAGGUUCUUUGAGCAUGAGAGAGCUCAUUCGGCGAGGGGACGUUAUCGAGCGACACCUUCGUACCCAAACAGAGACAAUGCUAUCGACAGAAGCGGACCAAACGUCAUUACAUCCUGAUCUAUCGUCAAUGACUGUUGAGCAUGGCAAUGCACAAAAUUCACCUACUGGACACGCAAGCACAUCCCUUCCUGCGGAUGACACUCGGAGGAUAGUAGCUGAUAUCUUCCGAGAAGCAACCAUCCUCUACCUACAUACAGUGCUCAGUGAACCUAAUCCAGGAGUGCCCGAGAUCGUGAAUUCGAUAGAUGUCAUUGUACAAUUAUUGAACCGGCUGCCCGUGUCAAAUAUCGACCGCUGCCUAGUGUUCCCCAUAUGUCUGGCUGGGUGUCUCGUGGACGAUCCCAUGAAGCGCGAGUUUCUGAAAACACGGUUGCAAGGCCAACACAAUGGCUUUGGCAACAUCAAUCAGGCUCUGCGAGUCAUGCAAACUGCAUGGCAAAAACGGGAUAGUCAAGGAGGAGCAGUCCAAUGGCAAGACCUGCUCCAUAUCCAAGGGCGCCAGUCGGUCCUACUAGUUUAAGUUCUGACGGUUUUUCACUUUGUAUACCAUACACACCUAGUUAUUUUAAGGCCAUUGCAUCGGUCGUACGAUACCAUCCCACAGUACUUGGAUUAACAAAAUGUAGAGCUUUGAAUUUGAGGAAUAUUAAUUUGACUCACAUUUC